CUUAAGUUAACAAACGACCAAACUUCAACAACAAAAGCCCCACCCAGCUCCACGGGGCGUCUCCAUUGGCCCGCCCGGCUGUAGCUCCGCUCCCUGCCCGUCCUCAGAGCGCCAUUGGCCGGCGGUGACGACAAUCCCGAGCCGAGGGCCCGCCCACCGAGCGGAUCAAGUUUGAAUGAACAACAGUCAGUCAGCUCUGGAGGUGGUAGUUGCAUUUGCGGUAAUUAUUUAAAAAAAAAAAAAAAAAAAAAAGAAAAAGAAAAAAAAAAAAAAAAAAGAAAAAGUGUUGCAUCGCGUCGAGGAUGGACAUGAAGAAGAGGAUCCACCUCGAGCUGAGGAACCGCACUCCGUCAGACGUCAAAGAACUUGUUCUAGACAACUGUCGCUCAAAUGAAGGAAAGAUCGAGGGUCUAACAGACGAGUUUGAGGAGCUGGAAUUCCUCAGCACAAUCAAUGUCGGACUCACGACAGUUGCUCACCUGCCGAAGCUAAAUAAACUAAAAAAGCUUGAACUCAGCGAUAACAGGAUCUCAGGGGGGCUCGAAGUUCUGGCAGCAAAAUGCCCCAAACUCACACAUCUCAACCUCAGUGGCAACAAGAUCAAAGACCUCAGCACAAUAGAACCUUUGAAAGAACUGGCGACCCUGAAAAGCCUAGAUCUGUUUAACUGUGAGGUGACAAACCUGAACGAGUACAGAGACAACGUCUUCAAGCUUCUACCCCAGCUCACGUACCUGGACGGCUACGACAAAGACGACAAGGAGGCGCCGGAUUCUGAUGCUGAGGUCUACGCGGAGGGCUUAGAUGAUGAUGAGGAUGAUGAAGACGAUGAGGAGGAGUAUGAUGAAGACGCACCACCAGGAGACGAGGAGGAGGAAGAGGGAGAGGACGACGACGAGGAGAAUGAAGAGGAGGAAGAGGAGGACCUCAGCGGAGAGGAGGAAGAGGAGGAAGAUGUGAAUGACAAGGAGGUUGACGAUGAGGAUGAUGAAGAAGAAGAGCGAGGUCAGAAGAGGAAAAGGGAGCUGGAUGAAGAAGGGGAGGAGGAUGAAGACGAUUGAGAGUCCUCUGGAAGCUGAGUUGUGAACUGUUUUUAAACUUGUGUCUCCCUGUCACUUCCCAACAACCCCAUGUAUUUUUUUCCUCCAGUUUCAUAUUGCAGUAGGAGUGUUUUCUUUUUGUAAUUGGCAGGUAGACGGGGUUGUCUGGGGAAAUAAGUUCAAUUUAUGUACCUUUUAUUGCUCCCGUGUUCCAGUCUUUACUGUCCACUUUUAACUGCUUUGUGGACACCAAUUUUGUAAUCUCAAAUAAUAGCAAAGAUGAACCUUUUUAAGAAAUGUUUUUUUCUUUUCUCACUGUUUGUGUAAGACCAGUUUCUGAUGAUUCAUGUAUUUUAAGAGCCCCUCCUUCAAAAGAAAAAAACAAAAUGGAACAAAAAAAGUGUGCAUGUCUAAUACAUUUUAAAGUCAACUACUGGAUUUCAUGUAUGGCUGUCCUCUCCUCGUCUUAAACUUAUUUUUGCAUUGUACUUUUUUUGUUUUUUUUAAUAUAAGUUAUGUAUUUGUAGUGUCACCAGUAUGCCAAUACUCUCUGCUGUCCUGGUGUGAAACUUCUGUCUGAACAUGCACAGUGUGACCCCUCACAGGGCAUAUUUUUAAAAUCAUAGCAACAAAAAUGUCUGCCCUUGUCAAAGCUGCUCCUCCUCCUUAAACCCUCAGCUUUGAUAGUUCGGAAAUUACGUGUUCUUGUAAAUAAUGACCAAAUCUAUUUUUUUGUAUUCUCUUUGAUGACGGCAGACAUUGAACAGACAACUGAGGUGAAACUAUGAAUUGUAAUAAGAUAUUAAAUAUGUAUGCUGCUUUAUCUAAAAUACGCAGUGUGAAAUUUCUUGGAAUUUAAACAUUAACUUUGUAUGCAUAAUCUUUCCAUAAAGAGAAAUGUUCAACAUCAGAACUCAUUAUCGCUUUUCUUCACACAGGUGGCAAUGUUUGAAUUUUGUGGUGUGGUGUAGAGAAGUACCUGAUAUAAAUGGAGGUUACAACCGCGACAUAUGUGCAUUGAGAAUUUAUUGUUUCAAAGUGUAAACUCUGGAAAAAGGUCAGUUAUUUGGACCUCGUUUUCACUAUUACACGUACUGGUCAAAUUGGCCUACCUCAGUGAUUUUUCACACUAUGUUAAAUCCACUGUCAUCAACCAAAUUGUUUUUUCCCCCUCCUCCCAUUCACAUCAAUAAAUACCUUUUAUAUAUGUUUUGAAGUUUGUGGUCCUUGUACAACACAGUCAAAGUCAAAUGGUGAAGUGAUUACAGGAUUCCAGUUUUAAGCAAUCUGGUAUUAAUGAUGGAAAACCAAUGAAGGAUGCAUUUUCAGCAGAGUGAGACGUGUUAAUUUUACUCUUUUUGAACAUUAUUUAAAGUACUACCAAAGGAAAAAUGUAGCAAAUUUAAGCUGGGGUUUAUUGGCUUCCUAUAAAGUUAAUUAGUGCCAAACAAAGUGAUGGAUCUACUGUCUAAACCUAAAAUUCUACAUUCAUUCAUCAACUGUACAAAGAGGGUUUCAGUCAUUUAAAAAACCUUUUCUGUCCUGUUAUCCUACCUUUUAUUUUUUACCAGUUGCGUGAUUCGUUUUAUUCCUCUGUACACCAACAGGAGAAGCCCUGACAUAACAAACUCCAGCCCAACUGUCUGAUCCAUCUCUGGUGGAUCCGUUUCCCACUGUCUACUUUCACUGUAGCCUUUAACUUUUCCUGCAAAAAAACAUACACAUUUACCAUUAUUGAGUCAGUAUACAAGUCGACAUUUAAAGGGUUCAUAUGUUUGUUUCUUAACGGAAACUUUAAAGCAUUUGACCCUUUAUGUCCCCUCUUCGACUCUUAAAUUCAAUUCCUGCUAUUCAUGCAGCAGAUUCAUCUUUUCCCUUUCUAUGUCCAUCAACAGCAGAAUCAGUAAUAAGACACAUGGCAUUUUUCUUGAUAACUGCUUGAACCUGGCUGGCAUAUUAAAGCUAAUCAAAUGUGAAACCAGUGCCCACUUCUCUUAAAUUUUAGUCUGAAGGGGGAAACUGUUAAAUGGUAAAAGAGAGUGAUUUAAACUGCAGUGCGUUGGUGGUACAAGUGGAGAAGGAGAGGCAGAUGACCUGGAGGCUCUAGAUCAAAAGUACACAUCUACAGUUAAACACAUCGCACUAAUAGUGACAUACUUAGUUUUAAAUGUAAAAGGAUGGUUAUUAUUACAGUUUUCUGCAAGGUUAGGAAAAGGCAAGAUUAUAUUUGUAUACCUUAUCUGAAGUUAUGAUGUUGGAGUCAGAAGAACUAAUACCAUAAAAAGGUACAGGUUCACACCAAUCUUGCACCAUUUCAAUCGGAAACAUUCAGCAAAAUCUAUCUAUAGCUUCACAAUCAUUACUUGCGCAGCCACAUCAUACAAAAACCAUGGGAUUAAGAGAUUUACAUGUUAUUAGCUAAAAAGGUAAAAUGUGACAAAUAAAUAGAAGUAAAUAUACAUUACGCCCCAAUCCUCAAAAUGAGCCCUAAAAUCCAAUAAAAGCCAGCAAAGCUUCCCUUGAGACUAAAUUUGAGUUACACGUGGAUCCGUGUCU
This is a messenger RNA of Anoplopoma fimbria (sablefish), 3596 nucleotides long. It is a transcript of the gene anp32a, whose product is annotated as acidic (leucine-rich) nuclear phosphoprotein 32 family, member A. Gene Ontology annotation, molecular function: histone binding. Gene Ontology annotation, biological process: regulation of apoptotic process. Bases 303 to 1061 code for a protein of 252 amino acids. The record is from RefSeq and is a predicted model, not a curated record. NCBI's taxonomy places the organism in Eukaryota, Metazoa, Chordata, Actinopteri, Perciformes, Anoplopomatidae. Gene Ontology annotation, cellular component: nucleus. The transcript has 7 exons.